Messenger RNA from Cavia porcellus (domestic guinea pig), 773 nucleotides. RefSeq names its product apoptosis-associated speck-like protein containing a CARD. Gene Ontology annotation, biological process: inflammatory response; innate immune response; regulation of apoptotic process. NCBI's taxonomy places the organism in Eukaryota, Metazoa, Chordata, Mammalia, Rodentia, Caviidae. The record is from RefSeq and is a predicted model, not a curated record. The transcript is spliced from 3 exons. Bases 89 to 676 code for a protein of 195 amino acids.
CGCCCCACAGCCCACUUCCGGAUCCCCAAGGCUGCCCGAAGGAGAGGCGGUAGUGGCGGUGGCAGCUGCCGUCUGAGGCCCCGGCACCAUGCCAGGCGCGCGCGAUGCCAUCCUAGAGGUGCUGGAAAACCUGACCUGCGAGGAGUUUAAGAAGUUCAAGCUGAAGCUGCUCACAGUGCAACUUCGCGGCGGCUACGAGCGCAUCCCGCGAGGGACACUGUCUCUCAUGGACGCCAUAGAUCUCAGUGACAAGCUCGUGAGCUACUAUCUGGAGGAGUAUGGCACCGAGCUCACUGCCACCGUGCUCUGCAACAUGGGGAUGCAGGAGCUGGCCGAGCGGCUGCAAGAAUAUAGACGCGAAGGCCCUGGAGCUCCCCCAGCUGCAAUCAGGGACCCUCCUCGGAAAGCUGCCCAGCCAGCACAACACUUUGUGGACCAGCACCGGCAAGCACUCAUCUAUCGGGUCUCAGAAGUCAAUGGGCUGCUGGAUGCCCUGUAUGGCACUGUCUUGAGCGAUGAGCAGUACCAGCAAGUACGGGCUGAGUCUACCAGUCAGCAAAAGAUGAGGAAGCUCUACAGCUUUACUGUAUCCUGGGACCUGAGAUGCAAGGACCUGCUUCUCAAGGCUCUGAGGGACACCCAUCCCUACCUGGUGGCUGACCUGGAACCUUGUUGAGAUGUCUUCCCCAGAAGGGUGUUUCCACAUUCAACACCUUGAGCCAAUUAACUCAUCUUCGAUUUCUGAUUUUUAAAAAUAUACAAUACAUGGAAAA